Messenger RNA from Trypanosoma cruzi, 441 nucleotides. RefSeq lists its product as uncharacterized. The record is from RefSeq and is a predicted model, not a curated record. Lineage: Eukaryota; Euglenozoa; Kinetoplastea; Trypanosomatida; Trypanosomatidae. The coding region runs from base 1 to 441 and encodes 146 amino acids. The transcript has a single exon.
AUGUUGAUGAUUGAUGGAAAAGAGGAGGGGGAACCGACGAAGACAAAAAACAACAACAAUAAAAAGAGAGUGGGAGGAUCCUUUCUCUCCUUUUUUUAUGCGUGCAUGUACGUAUGUAUGUUUCUGUGUUUGUAUGUGUGUGCGCGACGUCUCCCUUCAACGUGGGUGACGACGACUGCCACACUUGACGUGACGAGUGUUGUGAGGGACAUGAUUCUUCUCAAGACACACACACAAAAAAUGUAUAUAUACAUGUAUACAUUUAUCUUUUUUGUUUGUUUGUUUUUGUGCCUUGCGGUUCUUCCUCUCCUCCCUUUUUUUUUUCUCUCUCUUAUUGGUUUGGUUCAUAGUAGUAACAUGACGGGUGUCUUUUUUCCUUUUCUUUUUUUUUUUUUUUUUUUUUUUAUUGUGUGUGUGUGUGUGGGAGGGGUUUGCCCGUGA